This is a messenger RNA of Endocarpon pusillum Z07020, 435 nucleotides long. RefSeq lists its product as uncharacterized. The coding region runs from base 1 to 435 and encodes 144 amino acids. The record is from RefSeq and is a predicted model, not a curated record. Gene Ontology annotation, molecular function: peptide-methionine (R)-S-oxide reductase activity. Lineage: Eukaryota; Fungi; Ascomycota; Eurotiomycetes; Verrucariales; Verrucariaceae. Gene Ontology annotation, biological process: response to oxidative stress; protein repair. The transcript is spliced from 2 exons.
AUGACUUAUCCAGAUCAAAGAACUAAUCAGGAGUGGCAGGCUGUGCUCAACAAGGAACAAUUCAGAAUCCUCCGACAAAAAGGCACCGAAGCUCCAGGUACAGGUGAAUACGAUAAACAUAUGCCCGAUUCGGGUGUCUACACAUGCGCUGGUUGCAAUGCGCCACUCUACAAAGCCAAUCACAAAUUCAAGUCUGGCUGUGGCUGGCCAGCAUAUUAUGACUCCAUCCCUGGCGCAGUCACGAGACAUACAGACAGCACUUUCGGCAUGCAGAGGACAGAGAUUGUCUGUAGCAACUGUGGGGGCCACCUCGGUCAUGUCUUCAAAGGAGAGGGCUAUAAUACACCAACAGAUGAGAGGCACUGCGUCAACAGCAUCAGCUUGAAAUUUUCUAAGGAUGACCCAGUAGAUGAUGGGAGCAAGGCUAAAGUUUAG